Spirometra erinaceieuropaei is the source of this 319-nucleotide messenger RNA. The record is from the annotation of a GenBank genome assembly. Lineage: Eukaryota; Metazoa; Platyhelminthes; Cestoda; Diphyllobothriidea; Diphyllobothriidae.
AUGGCGCUGGCGCCCAAGUCUGCCACCAGCAUUCAGGUGCGAUCAGAUGGCUUCUGGCGUUUGACACCGCCUCUGGCUUGGCAGCUGCCCCCCUCCGUGGACCAAUGGCAGCCCAUUGUCGGCCCGCACACCUACACCUUUUCCCUUGCCCUCCAAGUUGGUGCCGUGCGUGUUGCCGACCCGCCGCCGGGUCCUCAUCCUCAGCAGCAGCAGCAAUCCUUUAUUGGCAAGCAGACUAAACGAACCUUCGACGAUGUUGCACAAUCGGAGUCCAAAUUCCCCACUGGUGCCGACGGCGAGACAGUCACUCCCGCUAAAA